Molecule: messenger RNA, 444 nt
Organism: Pseudomassariella vexata
Lineage: Eukaryota; Fungi; Ascomycota; Sordariomycetes; Amphisphaeriales; Pseudomassariaceae
Exons: 1
Coding region: 229-384 (51 amino acids)
Source: RefSeq, a predicted model, not a curated record
CGUCUGCGUUUCCGGUCCGUGUCUUUCUUUUGGAAGGUGACUGGGAUUGUUGUUAGGGAAUAUGUACAGCAAGUGGACUUGUCACCAGCCAACAUGGUUGGUCGCAGUCCCAGCGGGCGUCUGUUGGAGGUGUGCAUCUACUUAGUACUGCGAUGAAACGGCUCAGUGGGAUACUGAUCCCUGGCUUUUCGUGCUUGGGCGACUACAUGUCGCACGCUGGAGACUCAGAUGGCUGCGCUUGGUCGCUUCUCUUUACACUGCAUCCACAUACCAAAUAGAUGCAUACCAAAUAGAUGUUGUUCUAGCUUCCCGAGCCUACAGCAAAAGAGGAAAAAGUGGAAAAGAAACCCUGGCAUACAGAGCUCGACAUCCAUGGGGAGUUGAGUUCGCGUUAAUGCGCGUUCAGGAGGGACAAUGUCACCGGAAAGCGAUAUUGACUCUGAC